Prosopis cineraria is the source of this 1239-nucleotide messenger RNA. Its product is annotated as GDSL esterase/lipase At4g26790-like. The transcript is spliced from 3 exons. The record is from RefSeq and is a predicted model, not a curated record. Bases 126 to 1202 code for a protein of 358 amino acids. Gene Ontology annotation, molecular function: hydrolase activity, acting on ester bonds. NCBI's taxonomy places the organism in Eukaryota, Viridiplantae, Streptophyta, Magnoliopsida, Fabales, Fabaceae.
CAUUAAUUUCCGGCUCCAACAACGACCUGAAGUCUGAUAUUUACAAAGAAUAUUGUUGAUCACAUAGGAAAAAGAUCAAGAACAAGAAGACGACGGGGACGACUACGACGAAGACGAAGAGGUAAAUGGCUUGCACUUGCAAAUUAGCCAUUGAUAGUAUUCUCAUAGUUCAUGUUAUACUGGGAAUUGUGGUGUCUAUCAUCACAUCUGCCAAGGUUCCGGCGAUUAUAGUGUUCGGAGACUCGUCGGUGGAUGCGGGGAACAACAAUUACAUACCGACGAUUGUGAAGAGCAACUUCGAACCGUACGGUCGAGAUUUUUACGGCGCCGAACCGACGGGCCGUUUCUGCAAUGGCCGUCUUCCAACGGACUUCAUCUCCGAGGCAUUUGGGAUAAAGCCGGUCAUUCCUGCGUAUUUGGAUCCUAAGUUCAACGUCUCCGAUUUUGCCACUGGCGUUUGUUUUGCUUCCGCCGGAACCGGCUUUGAUAAUGCUACCUCCGAUGUCCUUUCAGUGAUACCUCUAUGGAAGGAACUAGAAUACUACAAGGGAUUUCAGAAGGAGCUAAAGGACUAUGCUGGAGAGGAGAAGGCAAAGGAGGUUAUAAGAGAAUCACUGUACCUAAUCAGCAUAGGGACCAAUGAUUUUCUGGAGAACUAUUACUUACUUCCCAAGAGGUCAUCAGAGUACUCUAUUGAAGAGUACCAGAAAUUCUUGCUGGGAAUUGCAGAGAGUUUCAUAGCAGAACUUUAUGAGGUAGGAGCAAGGAAGGUAUCCAUAGCUGGGCUUCCUCCAAUGGGGUGUCUGCCUCUUGAGAGAACCAGAAACUUCAUGUUUGGGAGUGAGUGUGUGAAGGAGUACAAUGAUGUGGCAAGAGAUUUCAAUCACAAGUUACGAGAUUUGGUGUUGGAGAUGAACCAGAACCUCCCUGGGAUUCAGUUUGUCUUUUCAAAUCCUUAUGAUAUCUUGUGGGACAUUAUCCAGAAUCCUGACUUUUUUGGAUUUGAAAAUGUGGCAACAGCAUGUUGUGGGACAGGAUUAUUUGAGAUGAGUUACUUGUGUGAUAAGUUUAAUCCAUUCACUUGUACAGACGCUCAUAAAUAUGUAUUCUGGGAUGCCUUCCAUGUCACCCACAAGACUAAUGCCAUUAUUGCUGAUCAUUUGUUUCAUAAUUAUCUACUUCAAUUUCAACAAUUACCAUAGUAUAGGCAUUGUCCAUAAACAUUUGUUGUAUAUGUGA